UCCCUUCCAAGAUUAGGGUUUCUGGCACUCGAGAGUCGGGAUGGCAAUGUCGGGUCCUCAGCAGACUACGAAGGUCUCCCGUCCAUUUAUCUACUCUUAUUAAUCGAUUGCGCGUAUUUUGGAUUCCCUAUUAAGGUUCAAAGAUUGGAAUCGUAGGUCUGUUCAGAAAUCUGCGGCUGUUAAGAAUAUAUAACAUUCGAUUUGAUUGAGUCAUUGGUUCGAGAUUGGAAGAUGGGUAUUCAAGGGCUAUUGCCGCUUUUGAAGUCAAUAAUGAACCCGAUUCACAUUAAGCAGCUGGAAGGAUGCUUUGUUGCUGUUGAUACAUAUUCUUGGUUACAUAAGGGUGCUCUUGCCUGCAGCACUGAGCUCUGCAAAGGCCAGCGCACGUCAAAGCACAUUGAUUACUGCAUGCAUAGAGUGAAUAUGCUGCGUCAUUAUGGUGUUAAACCCAUUCUUGUAUUUGAUGGAGGUCCUUUACCAAUGAAGGGUGAGCAAGAAAUCAAGCGAUUGAGGUCUAGAAAGGAAAACCUCUCGCGUGCCAUGGAACAUGAAUCAAAUGGAAAUCUGACUGCAGCUUAUGAAUGCUACCAAAAGGCUGUUGAUAUAUCACCUUCAAUUGCGUAUGGUCUUAUUCAGGUUCUAAAACAGGAGGCUGUGCCUUAUGUAGUUGCCCCAUAUGAAGCCGAUGCACAAUUGACAUUUCUUGCCCUAAGCAAGCAUGUUGAGGCUGUUAUCACUGAGGACUCUGACUUAAUUGCUUUUGGCUGUCCAAGGAUCAUCUACAAAAUGGAUAAAUUUGGUCAAGGCAUUGAAUUCAAAAAUUCAAUGCUACAGUACAACAAAGAACUAAACCUGGCAGGAUUCACCCAAAUGAUGGUGGUUGAGAUGUGCAUUUUAAGCGGUUGUGACUAUUUGCCGUCACUGCCUGGAAUGGGCCUUAAAAAGGCCCACUCUCUGAUAAAGAAAUUUAGAAGUCAUAAGAAUGUAAUCAAACAUUUGAAGUACAAUAGUGUUGAGAUACCUCCUCAGUAUGAAGAAUCAUUUAAGAAAGCAAUUUUGACCUUCAGGCAUCAAAGAGUUUAUGAUCCCUAUAGUGAGGAUAUUGUACAUCUAUCUGAACCAGAAGAUACUUUAGUUGAAGAUCUAGACUUUUUGGGACCAGCAUUACCCCAGCACAUAGCAAAAGGUAUAGCAGAAGGGGACCUUGAUCCUUUCACUAAAGCGCCAAUGCAGAGUGAAGAAUUUGGUGAUGGUGAGCCUUUGUUUCAACAAGCCUACCCGUUCAAGAGUUUCAAGCCGGAUAUCAAAAGGAAAAAGCUUGAGUUACCUGCACAGAAGAAUCUCCUUACCAAUUACUUUUGUCUCAAUUCACUCGAGGCAAAGAGGAACUUCAGGGUUCCUCGAAUUACCUCAAAUCAUUCAGGCAAAAGUAAUGAAACCUCCCGCCCUCAAAUGCAUGGUGAUGAGGUGAUACCCAGCUCCAAUCCUGAUUUUUUGAAGUUUAGGGAUGCCCCUGUUCCUGGGCCAUGUCUCGAUGGGGAUUCGAAUCAAUCCAAAAUAAAACUGUCUACUGCAGAGCAAGGUUCGGUUUGCAGGCCCUGUAUUUUGUUGCAGGAAGAUCUUGGCUCAGAUCCAGAAAUUUUAAAGAUGGGAUCAGGGUAUAAAAGUAAGACAGUGAGAAGUCGUUAUUUUCAGAAAGAUACGAAUGUGGAACAUGACAAGAAAAGCAAGUAUCCUGUGGAUAAGAAUGACGACUACAGACUGGAAAAUGUUGUUUUGAGAGAUGUACACCAGCCUCUUCCUUCUCUGUUUGAUGAUAAGAAAGAGGAAAAAACAAUUGCUGUUCAAAGUUCUUAUUUUCAGCACAACAUCAGCCAAGAUGCUGACUGUGACAGAGAAAAUGCCUUGGGGGAAUAUCCUGUGCAGACACCUAUGUUUGAUUUAGUUGCUGGUGAGUGCCAAGAAACUGCUGAGAGCAGAAAACACAGAGUUAGGAGUUCUUACAUUGAAGGGGCAUCCUUGAAUGAUAAUAGUGAGGACUGUGAAUCUGAAGAUUUUGUUGUUAGAGAUGGGGCUGCUAUUCAGCCUUGCAAUUAUAGCACUCUCCAGAGCUUGCCGAGUGAAGAUGAUUCACUGGAAUGCAUAAGAAAGAGAAAAUUUUCUCAAAGUGACAGCCUAACUGAAGAUGUGAAUGAUAACAACCCAAUCUCAGACCUAGAGGAAGAGAUUAAAACUGAAGAAAAAAAAUUCAGCUGCAACAUCAGCCAUUUGGAGCAAUACUCAGAAAUAGCAGAUAAAUCCCUGGAAAAGUUUGCCUCAGUGAUAUCAUCGUUCAGGUACAGCUCAUCUGGCUCGCGUGCUAGCGGUCUUCGCGCCCCUCUCAAAGAUAUAAAGAACAAUUUCCUGAAGAGGCCAAAACUUAACAUGGAUUUGAGAAAUUUUGUGUAUACACCCUCCAAACGGAAGACACCCUCUGCAUCCCAGAAAACUAAACUCUAAGCAUUGGCUCGACAUUGCUUGUUCUCUCACUUCGACACAGUUCAACUGUCAGCCUGAUUUGGGGCCAUAAAACUGUACUAAUUGAUGAUAUAUUUCUGAAACUGGAAUGCAUGGCCGGACCGGACAGCUCAAAUGAGUGUUCAAAAUUUUGUAAUUUUACUAUUCAGCCAAAUAUAUGGCUGCCACAAAUCUUCUGAAAUUUUGUCCUUAAUCACUACACAGUAUUGAUGUUAAUACUAAAACAAGCAAUAAAAUUAUUGUUAUG
Andrographis paniculata is the source of this 2764-nucleotide messenger RNA. RefSeq names its product exonuclease 1. The coding region runs from base 232 to 2499 and encodes 755 amino acids. Lineage: Eukaryota; Viridiplantae; Streptophyta; Magnoliopsida; Lamiales; Acanthaceae. The record is from RefSeq and is a predicted model, not a curated record. The transcript is spliced from 15 exons. Gene Ontology annotation, molecular function: 5'-flap endonuclease activity; 5'-3' DNA exonuclease activity; DNA binding.